CAGGUGGACAAUGGCUGACGUCUGACGCAGACUGACUGAAGUCCACAAGAUGAGUGCUUGUAUGGAGGAAGAGGAGGAGGACAGAGCAGAGCCUCCUGUGUCCAACUUCCUGUCUAUGAAGAGUGACCAGGACAAUGGUCAUCCUCCAGACUUCAGUAAUGAACCUGAACCCUCAAACACAAAAGUCCUGUGGUCAGACCACAGACAGAGAGCAGAGUAUCCAGCAUCAGACUGUCUGUCUAUGAAGAGUGAUCGGUCCAUAGAUGCUCCUCCAUUCUUCAGGAAUGAACCUGGACCCUCAGACCCAAGAGUCCUGUGGUCAGACCACAGACAGAGAGCAGAGUCUCCAGCAUCAGAUUGUCUGUCUAUGAAGAGUGAUCGGUCCAGAAAUCCUCCUCCAUUCUUCAGGAAUGAACCUGGACCCUCAGACCCAAGAGUCCUGUGGUCAGACCACAGACAGAGAGCAGAGUAUCCAGCAUCAGACUGUCUGUCUAUGAAGAGUGAUCGGUCCAUAGAUGCUCCUCCAUUCUUCAGGAAUGAACCUGGACCCUCAGACCCAAGAGUCCUGUGGUCAGACCACAGACAGAGAGCAGAGUCUCCAGCAUCAGACUGUCUGUCUAUGAAGAAUGAUCGGUCCAGAAAUCCUCCUCCAUUCUUCAGGAAUGAACCUGGACCCUCAGACCCAAGAGUCCUGUGGUCAGACCACAGACAGAGAGCAGAGUAUCCAGCAUCAGACUGUCUGUCUAUGAAGAGUGAUCGGUCCAUAGAUGCUCCUCCAUUCUUCAGGAAUGAACCUGGACCCUCAGACCCAAGAGUCCUGUGGUCAGACCACAGACAGAGAGCAGAGUAUCCAGCAUCAGACUGUCUGUCUAUGAAGAGUGAUCGGUCCAUAGAUCCUCCUCCAUUCUUCAGGAAUGAACCUGGACCCUCAGACCCAAGAGAAAGGAAGAGGAAGAGGAGCAGUGGUGUUUCUGUGGAGAAGCAGCUCUCCUGCUGUUCUUUGUGUCAGGACGUCCUGAAGGAUCCAGUCUCUACCAGCUGUAGACACUGGUUCUGCAGACAGUGCAUCAUCUCAUACUGGGACCAGUCUGCUUCAUCUGGAGACUUCCCCUGUCCUCAGUGUGGAAAAAGAUUUAAAACAAGACCUGAAACUCAGACCAUCACUGUACAAAUGAGCGUUGCUCUCCUGGAGGUUUUACAUGUACAUAAGAUCAGUCUGGAGUUGAGAUGUUACUAUGUGACUGAAGGAACUGAUGAAGCAGGAAGUGAAGUCCUCCUCAACACCAUCUACACUGAGCUCUACAUCACAGAGGGACAGAGUGAAGAUGUUAAUACCCAACAUGAGGUGAAGCAGCUUGAGAGAGCUUCCAAGAUGGAGACCCUCCAUGAGACUCCAAUCAAGUGUCAUGACAUCUUUAAAGUCUUACCAGCCAAAGACUUACCUGUUCAGUACUUACCUGGCCAACAGAAACACAUCAGGCUCGUUCUGACGUGUGGCGUUGCUGGCGUUGGAAAAACCUUCUCAGUGCAGAAGUUCACUCUGGACUGGGCACAGGGUUUGGAAAACAAAGAUAUCAUUCUAGUGAUUCUGUUUUCGUUCAGGGAGCUGAACCUGAUCAAAAAUGAGCAGUACAGUCUUCUCAUGCUGAUCCACAUUUUCCAUCCAACAUUACAGAAGCUCACAGCAGAGACGCUCGCUGUCUGUAAAGUUUUGUUCAUCUUUGACGGCCUGGAUGAAAGCAGGCUUUCAUUAGAUUUCACCAACAGUGAGGUUGUGUCUGAUGUCACACAGAAGUCAUCAGUCAGCGUGCUGUUGACAAAUCUCGUCAAGGGGAAUCUACUUCCCUCUGCUCUCAUCUGGAUAACUUCCAGACCUGCAGCCGCCAAUCAGAUCCCUCCUACAUGUGUGGACAGAAUAACAGAAGUACGAGGCUUCACUGACGCCCAGAAGGAGGAGUACUUCAGGAGGAGAUUCAGUGAUGAAGAGCUGUCCAAGAGAGUCAUCUCGCACAUUAAGUCUUCCAGGAGCCUCCACAUCAUGUGUCACAUCCCAGUCUUCUGCUGGAUCACUGCUACAGUUCUGGAGCACAUGUUGACCACAGACCAGAGAGGAGAGCUGCCCAAGACCCUGACUGAAAUGUACUCACACUUCCUGCUGGUUCAGACAAAGAGGAAGAAACACAAGUAUGAUGAGGGACAUGAGACGAGUCCACAGGAGCUGACGGAGGCUGACAGGGAAGUUCUUCUGAAGUUGGGGAGGCUGGCGUUUGAACAUCUGGAUAAUGGAAACAUCAUGUUCUACCAAGAAGACCUGGAGCGAUGUGGUCUUGAUGUCUCAGAGGCCUCGGUGUACUCAGGAUUUUGUACAGAGAUCCUCAAAAGAGAGAGUGUGAUCUUCCAGAAAUCAGUCUACAGCUUUGUUCAUCUGAGUGUUCAGGAGUUUCUGGCUGCAGUCUACAUGUACCACUGUUACACCAGCAGCAACACAGAGGUACUGAAGAACUUCCUGGGAAAAGACUACAGUCACUCAUCCCUGGAUGACUUCCUGAUAAAAGCCAUGGAGAAAUCUCUGGACAGUGAAAAUGGCCACCUGGACCUGUUUGUUCGUUUCCUUCAUGGCCUCUCUCUGGAGUCCAACCAGAGUCUCUUAGGAGGUCUGCUGGGUCAGACAGACAACAGUCCAGAAAUCAUCAAGAGAGUCAUCAACAACCUGAAGGAUAUGAACACUCGUAAUAUCUCUCCUGACAGAAGCAUCAACAUCUUCCACUGUCUGAUGGAGAUGAACGACCGCUCGGUACAUCAGGAGAUACAAGAGUUCCUGAAGUCAGAGAACAGAUCAGGGUAUGUGUCUGAGAUCCACUGCUCAGCUCUGGCCUACAUGCUGCAGAUGUCAGAGGAGGUUAUGGAUGAAUUGGACCUGAAUAAGUACAACACAACAAGGGAGGGACGACGGAGACUGAUCCCAGCUGUGAGGAACUGCAGAAAGGCUGUGAUUACUGGCUGUGAACUCUCAGAGACUCACUGUGAAGUUGUGGCCUCAGCUCUGAAGACCAACCCCUCCCAUCUCAGAGACCUGGACCUGGGCUUCAACAACCUGAAGGAUUCAGCCGUGAAGUUUCUGUCUGCUGGACUGGAGAGUCCAAACUGUAGACUGGAGACUCUGAGAUUGAGUCACUGCAGUUUGUCACAGAGCAGCUGUUCUUCUCUGGUCUCAGCUCUGAAGAACAACCCCUCUCAUCUGAGAGAGCUGGAUCUGAGUAUCAACAACCUGCAGGAUUCAGUAAUGAAGCUGCUUUGUGAUUUUGUGGAGAAUCCAAACUGCAGACUGGAGACUCUGGAAUUGUUUGGCUGCAGUUUGUCAGAGAUCAGCUGUUCUUCUCUGGUCUCAGCUCUGAAGAACAACCCCUCUCAUCUGAGAGAGCUGGAUCUGAGAGGAUACGACAACAAGCUGAAGGAAUCAGUCAAAAAGCAGCUGUCUGAUCUUCAGGAGAGUCCAGACUGUAAACUGCAGACUGUGAUGUGAGUAGAGAGUUGGAGUCAGUCUGUGCUGGUUUCAACAGUUUUGUAUUAAACACAGUUAGUAUCAAAGCAGAGAUCCAGUAUUUCCUGGUGAACCUCCGACCUUCUCAGUGCUGCUUUCCUCAGUGAAGCUGUGAGAGGAGAAUGGUGACCGGCUUCAGGAUUGGACGGA
Messenger RNA from Scomber japonicus (chub mackerel), 3691 nucleotides. RefSeq names its product NACHT, LRR and PYD domains-containing protein 2-like. The transcript is spliced from 13 exons. Gene Ontology annotation, molecular function: protein binding. Bases 50 to 3523 code for a protein of 1157 amino acids. The record is from RefSeq and is a predicted model, not a curated record. NCBI's taxonomy places the organism in Eukaryota, Metazoa, Chordata, Actinopteri, Scombriformes, Scombridae.